CUGAGCAAGCAACGAGAGUCACACAUCAGAAUGGCGUUACUCGUGAGUGUAUUGGCAUUGUUAUUCUCUGUGACCAACGCUUACAAAACUCCUCACUAUGUCAACGGCCAUGAUACUAUGGUCCAUCUUUUCGAAUGGAAAUGGAAGGACAUUGCGGAUGAGUGCGAAAGAUUUUUGGGACCGAUGGGCUACGGUGGAAUACAGGUCUCACCGAUUCAAGAGAACGUAAUUGUAUCUUCUCGGCCAUGGUGGGAAAGAUAUCAACCAAUAUCGUACUUAUGGAGAACGAGAUCUGGAAACGAGCAAGAAUUCAAGGACAUGGUACGAAGAUGUAACAAUGUUAAUGUAAGGAUAUACGUUGACGUUGUGUUCAAUCACAUGAGUGGGAAUCACAAAGAUGCCAAAGGAACUGGUGGUUCGACAGCAGACACUUAUAAAUACGAUUAUCCUGCCGUACCGUACUCGAUUAAAGAUUUUCAUCCUAAGUGCGACAUAACGGAUUAUAGAAAUGCAAGUAACGUACGCAAUUGCGAAUUGGUGGGACUUCACGACCUUGAUCAAAGCAGCGAGUACGUGAGGGAAAAGAUCGUUGAGUUUUUGAACGAAGCUGUUGACGCUGGGGUCGCUGGCUUUAGAAUCGAUGCAGCAAAACAUAUGUGGCCAAAAGAUUUAGAAGUCAUCUAUUCGAGAAUUAAGGAUCUUAACACGAAACAUGGAUUUCAACCUUAUUCAAAGCCAUACAUUUUCCAAGAGGUUAUAGAUUAUGGUGGCGAGGCGAUUUCAAAAAAAGAAUACGAGUUCGCUGCAGUGACGGAAUUCCAAUACGGUCGCGAACUCGGCAAUGCUUUCUUUGGCAAAAAUGAUUUGAAAUGGUUUGUUAACUGGGGCGAAGCUUGGAAUCUCAUGCCUUCGUCCGAUGCUUUGGUAUUCAUUGACAAUCACGACACUCAACGUUCCGACGGUACACUCAUCUACAAAUUUUCCAAGUUGUACAAGAUGGCCGUAGCGUUCAUGUUGGCUCAUCCUUAUGGUACACCACGAGUCAUGAGCUCUUAUCAUUUUAAUAAGUUCGACGAUAGUCCACCAGCGGAUUCAGAUGGAAAUAUUCUCUCUCCGAUUAUUAACGAAGACAAUACCUGUGGAAACGGUUGGGUCUGUGAGCAUCGUUGGAGACAGAUAUAUAACAUGGUGCGUUUCCGAGUUGCUGUUAACGGUACCAAGUUAAAUCACUGGUGGGACAACGGUAGUAAUCAGAUCGCAUUCUGUCGAGGCAAUCGUGGAUUCAUCGCGAUCAAUGCCAACAGUUGGGACUUGAAAAGAACCUUCGACAGUUGCUUACCCGCUGGCAGAUAUUGCGAUGUCAUUUCUGGAAAUCUCGAGAACGGCAGAUGUACAGGUAAAGUGGUUGAAGUUACAGCCGAUAAAAAAGCGUACGUCGAAAUACUUUCCGGAGAAGAAGAUGGAGUUUUGGCUAUUCACAUUAACGCCAAAGAAAACUAAAAGAAAUUAAAUCGUUCUAAAACAUAUAUGAUUUUAAAUUAUCUAACGAACAUAUUUCUAUAUUAAUUAAUUAUCUAUGGGAUAGAUCAUCGGAUUAAAAUAAUCCAUAUUAUUUCAUUCGAUUUAUGGUUCCUGUAAUCAGGUCAAAAAGGAAAGCGACUGGUAUCUUUCAACAAAUAUAUUGUAACAGAAACAA
This is a messenger RNA of Vespula pensylvanica (western yellowjacket), 1696 nucleotides long. RefSeq names its product alpha-amylase 1-like. The coding region runs from base 31 to 1500 and encodes 489 amino acids. Gene Ontology annotation, molecular function: cation binding; alpha-amylase activity. Gene Ontology annotation, biological process: carbohydrate metabolic process. Lineage: Eukaryota; Metazoa; Arthropoda; Insecta; Hymenoptera; Vespidae. The transcript has 6 exons. The record is from RefSeq and is a predicted model, not a curated record.